This is a messenger RNA of Limulus polyphemus (Atlantic horseshoe crab), 997 nucleotides long. Its product is annotated as tyrosine aminotransferase-like. Gene Ontology annotation, molecular function: pyridoxal phosphate binding. The record is from RefSeq and is a predicted model, not a curated record. The transcript is spliced from 5 exons. Lineage: Eukaryota; Metazoa; Arthropoda; Merostomata; Xiphosura; Limulidae. Gene Ontology annotation, biological process: biosynthetic process. The annotation marks the transcript as partial.
GUUUCUUGUUCCUGGAUGGAGAUUAGGAUGGAUAACCAUUCACGACAGAAAAGAAAUUUUCAGACCUCGUAUACGAAAGGGCUUACAGUUACUUAGUCAGAAGAUCGAGGGACCGUGUACAUUAAUCCAGGGGGCGCUUCCUACAAUCCUGAAGGAAACGUCUCAACAAUUUUACAAUGAAACUAUUGAGUUUGUUAGGAGAAAUGCUGAAAAAUCCUACACAAUCCUUUCUAAGGUCCCAGGCCUGAACCCCAUUAUGCCAGCUGGAGCAAUGUUCAUGAUGGUGGGCAUCGAUAUGGAUCGGUUUGGGGAAUUUAAAAGUGAUCUAGAGUUUGUUGAACGCAUGGUCAAUGAGCAAUCUGUGUUUUGUCUUCCUGGAAUGUGCUUUAACUACCCGGACUUCAUGCGGAUCGUGUUGACUGUUCCAGAAGAACAGAUGCAAGAAGCUUGUGAAAGGAUUGCUGAUUUCUGCAGCCAACAUUAUGCGUGCUGUGAGAACGCUAAGGAGAACGACACCAAUAAUCUUUCAGAAGAAGCCUGAGGCCAAAGUCUUCAAUUUGAAACACUUCUAAAUCAUGAAGAAGUAUCCUUGGUAUUUAUACUCCCUGAAAGGAAUCUGACAAUAUAUUAAACUCGAAAUGAAAAAGAAAAAAGCCUUCACGAGCUCAUAGCUUACUAAUUAAAUGUUUCUAUAACUCUCUCUCUUUCAUUAUACAACAAUUAACUCCCAGAGGUUAGCAGCUCUAAGCUGCUCAACUAAUCUGCCAGCUAAAUUAAGUUAUUCAGCACGGCGGAAACUUCUGGAAUAACGCACAACUUGAGUUGUGAAACAUUUUUCCGAUGGCCUUGGGCAUUAAUCUACAUAUGCCUGCAACAAAGUAACAUGUAUUUAGUGAUGUCGGGUUAAUAUAUUGGAUCUUUGUCUUGGUGUUAGACUCACGCAAUAUUUAUCUCAAAUCCAAAUGUCUCUAAAAAUAAUAAACUAAUAUUCGCAGUU